Melanotaenia boesemani (Boeseman's rainbowfish) is the source of this 3326-nucleotide messenger RNA. It is a transcript of the gene mogs, whose product is annotated as mannosyl-oligosaccharide glucosidase. The record is from RefSeq and is a predicted model, not a curated record. Gene Ontology annotation, molecular function: Glc3Man9GlcNAc2 oligosaccharide glucosidase activity. Bases 96 to 2633 code for a protein of 845 amino acids. Gene Ontology annotation, biological process: oligosaccharide metabolic process; protein N-linked glycosylation. Lineage: Eukaryota; Metazoa; Chordata; Actinopteri; Atheriniformes; Melanotaeniidae. Gene Ontology annotation, cellular component: endoplasmic reticulum membrane. The transcript is spliced from 5 exons.
GUGAAACCGAGUAGUAACCAGGAAGUAGCUAGGAAGCUAAGCAGAGGAUCAUGAGCAGCUGAGAAUCGGAUAUUUCGACUGGUCAGAAGGGCAGGAUGGGCAGGCAGAGGAAGAGGGUGGUGACGGGUGAAGCUGCUCCGCCUCCAAGGAAAGAUGAGAAGCCCUCUGCGUUGCACCGCAAAGAGAAGAAGAAGAAAGUUGAUAUUGGAAAAGUUUUUAUCAACAUCUCUAUUGGCCUCUGCAUCUUUAGCCUUAUCUGGUUCUUUUAUGCCAUCUACAUGCGAUCCAUUUUGUCCAAACGAGUGGUGACUCUGCACCCGUCCCCUUGUAUCCUGGAUGCUAACAGCAGCGAUCCAAAGGUUUCACCAGAGAGGUUCUGGGGCACGUACAGGCCUCAGGUCUACUUUGGCAUGAAAACAAGGAGUCCCAGGUCAAUUGUGACAGGGAUGAUGUGGAUGCGUCAGCGUUCUGAUUUUGAUGUGAACCUAAGGCACACUUGUGAGCAGGGGGAUCAUUUGCAAGGCUAUGGCUGGCAGAUGCAUGAUGGGCUCACUUUUGGUGUCCAAGAAAUCCGAGAUACUGAUUUCAUACUAACUACAGAGUUUGUUAAGAGGAUGGGAGGGGAUCACGGAGGGGACUGGACCUGGAGGAUCACAGCCAAACAGCAUAGCUCUGCACCCCAAGCACCAGUCAUAUCCCUUAUGUUUUACGCUGCAGCAGACACACAGGGCUCUCUUCAGGGUCAGGUGGAAGAGAAAAAUCGCCUUGCUUCCAUAAGUGGUUUCUCAGAGGAGCUUGGAAAAUUUAAGAUCACCUUCAGAAAGCCUGUCACUGGGGAGGCAUCCAGCACCAAAUAUGCCAGCUACAACUACCUUCAGACUGUCUCUCCUGGCUUGGAGAAGUUGACCGAUAUUGUGAAGCUCAGUCUGAACCGCAAGUUUGUCUACAACCCUCCCUCCGGUGAGAAGAGGAAUUGCAUCGCUGUAGACACCUACAAGCCCCCCCAAAACCAAAACCAACAGAAACCUGCUGAAACAAGGAAAGAAAGUGACUUUGUGGUUCACCAGGUAACGGUUCAAACACCCUUCCAGAUUGAAGUUCUGUUUGAGUCUGGAAGCUUCUACAAUCGCCCCAACCAGCUGGUGGGCCCUGUUAUGACUCAGGAGCUGGAGAAGAAAAAAACCGAGUUUAAUGCAAAGUUUGAGAGGAAUUUUGACCUUCAGAGCAAAGGUUUUAACCAGGGAGAGAUUAAAUUUGCCAAAGCAGCACUCAGCAACAUGUUGGGUGGAAUGGGUUACUUCCAUGGGGAGUCAGUGGUACAGUCAGCCUACAAUGAAUACCCGCUGCUGUACCCUGAAGGGGCUUUAUUCACUGCUGUCCCAUCCCGCUCAUUUUUCCCCAGAGGCUUCCUCUGGGAUGAGGGUUUUCAUCAGCUGCUGCUGAGUAAGUGGGAUCCCCAGGUGACAAGAGAGGUGAUUGCCCACUGGUUUGACCUAAUGAAUAUGGAGGGCUGGAUCCCCCGUGAGCAAAUUCUCGGAGAUGAAGCCCGCAGUAAAGUGCCAGCUGAAUUUGUUGUUCAGCGGAAUGAGAAUGCAAACCCGCCUACUCUCUUCCUGGCUCUACAGGAACUCGUUGAACAGCUUUCCUCAAACGCUGACGAAGAAGCAUCACAACCAACCCUGUCUUUCCUCCGACGGCUCUUCCCCAGGCUGAAAACCUGGUUUGAAUGGUACAACACCACCCAGAAGGGGCUCCUACCCAAUUCUUACCGCUGGCGUGGGCGCGACAAGGACACCAAUCUGUUCCUCAAUCCCAAGACCUUAACCUCCGGGUUGGAUGACUACCCACGUUCCUCACACCCCUCAGCAGAUGAGCGGCAUGUCGAUUUACACUGCUGGAUGGCCUUGUCUUCAGGCAUUAUGGCUAGCAUAGCCCAGCUUCUGGGUGAGCCCCAUCAAGACUACAAACUCUUACAUGAUGUGCUCAGUGACAACAACCUGCUAAAUGAGCUCCACUGGUCAGAACAACUCCAUGCUUUCUGUGACUACGGCAACCACACACAAGCUGUGUCCUUGCAGCAGGAGAAGGUGUAUUUUCCUCCUGGACAGCCUCGUCAUCAGUUCCCUGUGGCACGCCUUAUCCGCUCUGUCCGCAGAGCCCCUAAGCUGCAGUACGUCAAUGCUUUGGGUUAUGUCAGCUUGUUUCCGUUUUUACUGCAAAUCCUCCAACCAGACUCACCUAAACUAGAGCAUAUCUUCCGUGACAUGAGGGACUCCAAUAAGCUGUGGACAUCCUAUGGUCUGCGUUCUCUCUCUAAGGCCGAUUUUCUGUAUAUGAAACGAAAUACAGAACACGAUGCCCCCUACUGGAGGGGGCCAGUAUGGAUUAACAUCAACUACUUGGCAGUCAGAGCGCUCCAAUACUACAGCAACACUGAAGGGCCAUACCAAGAGAAGGCAGCUGUUCUUUAUGAGGAACUCAGGACUAACCUUAUCAAUAAUGUUUACAGACAGUAUGUUGAAACAGGGUAUAUCUGGGAACAGUACAACGACAGUACUGGCAGGGGCCAAGGAAGCCACCCCUUCACUGGCUGGUCUGCCCUGACAGUACUGAUGAUGGCUGAGCAGUAUUGAUACUAUUCAUUUGAUCUCACUGUUGCUUAAAAUUCUGACAUUUAUUUAUGUGUAUGUGAUUGAAUCAACAUAGACCUUUAAAUGAUAGAAGUAUAGUCUGGCUGACUGCAGUGAAAAGAUGCAGGUGUGAAAGAUCAUUUCCACAUAAAAACCUAAAUUAAAAUAACAGUGCAGCUGCCCGUCUUUGUUUUAUAUGAAGCGCAGUUCUGUGAAUUAUUACUACACACUUUUAUUUAAUAAAAUGAUUUUCAUGAAAUCCUCAUUUUUCUGUCCCUUUGCUUCAUCACUCUUAAAUAUGGAAAAUGAGGACAGAUGAUUAUACCUCUUUAAAAUGCACAUUUGCUCAGCUAAAGGGCGAUUUAGAGUAAAUCAGGACACACUGAAAGUAGGUAUUCACAAGUUUUGUGGUGGUUAUUUAAGUUGUGCUUUCACAACAAGGGCCAAUCAUCUGUAAUUGUGCCAAUUUCUUAUUAAUCUGUGACGGCUUUUUUCCCCUCUCUGUCUUAAUGAAUGAUCAUUUUGUUAUUUAAUUCUUUAAUCACAUUUAAAAAAAAGAGAAAAAGUUGUGUCCAGUCUUGUUAAACAUUUCUAAAGUUCCUGCUUUUAAUGGCAGAAUUAUGGUUUGACUGGCAGGGAAACCAUGACUGUUAAAUUUGAUUUGUUUUUUCAAAAACAAUAAAUGGUUUGAAUAUA